AGUAUCAAAGUAAGCUGGCUUCCUCCUCCAUCGGGAACACAAAAUGGAUUUAUUACUGGCUAUAAAAUUCGACACAGAAAGACAACCCGCAGGGGUGAGAUGGAAACACUGGAGCCAAACAACCUCUGGUACCUGUUCACAGGACUGGAGAAGGGAAGUCAGUACAGUUUCCAAGUGUCAGCCAUGACUGUCAAUGGCACUGGACCACCUUCCAACUGGUACACAGCAGAGACUCCAGAGAACGAUCUAGAUGAGUCUCAAGUUCCUGACCAGCCAAGCUCUCUUCAUGUGAGACCCCAGACCAACUGCAUCAUCAUGAGUUGGACACCUCCCUUGAACCCCAACAUCGUGGUGAGAGGUUACAUUAUUGGAUAUGGUGUUGGAAGUCCUUAUGCCGAGACAGUGCGCGUGGACAGCAAGCAGCGGUACUAUUCCAUUGAGAGGUUAGAGUCAAGCUCCCAUUAUGUAAUCUCCCUAAAAGCUUUUAACAAUGCAGGAGAAGGCGUUCCUCUUUAUGAAAGUGCCACCACCCGAUCUAUAACAGACCCCACUGACCCCGUUGAUUAUUAUCCUUUGCUUGAUGAUUUCCCCACCUCCGUCCCAGAUGUCUCCACCCCCAUGCUCCCACCAGUAGGUGUUCAAGCUGUGACUCUCACCCACGAGGCUGUGAGAGUCAGCUGGGCGGACAACUCUGUCCCUAAGAACCAAAAAACAUCUGAGGUUCGGCUUUACACUGUCCGGUGGAGGACCAGCUUUUCUGCAAGUGCCAAGUACAAGUCAGAAGACACAACAUCUCUGAGCUACACAGCAACAGGCCUCAAACCAAACACAAUGUAUGAAUUCUCAGUCAUGGUAACAAAAAACAGAAGGUCAAGCACAUGGAGCAUGACUGCACAUGCCACCACUUAUGAAGCAGCCCCGACCUCUGCUCCCAAGGACUUGACAGUCAUUACUCGCGAAGGGAAGUCUCGUGCCGUCGUUGUGAGCUGGCAGCCUCCCUUGGAAGCCAAUGGGAAAAUUACUGCUUACAUCUUGUUUUACACCUUGGACAAGAACAUACCAAUUGAUGACUGGAUUAUGGAAACAAUUAGUGGUGAUCGGCUUACCCAUCAAAUCAUGGAUCUCAACCUUGACACCAUGUAUUACUUUCGAAUUCAAGCACGAAAUUCAAAAGGAGUGGGACCCCUUUCUGAUCCCAUCCUCUUCAGGACUCUGAAAGUGGAACACCCUGACAAAAUGGCUAAUGAUCAAGGUCGUCAUGGAGAUGGAGGUUACUGGCCAGUUGAUACUAAUUUAAUUGAUAGAAGCACUCUCAAUGAGCCACCCAUUGGGCAGAUGCACCCACCACAUGGCAGUGUCACCCCUCAGAAGAACAGCAAUCUACUGGUGAUCAUCGUAGUCACCAUUGGCAUCAUCACAGUGCUGGUUGUGGUGAUUGUGGCAGUGAUUUGCACUCGGCGCUCUUCAGCCCAGCAGAGAAAAAAACGGGCCACCCACAGUGUGGGCAAAAGGAAAGGCAGCCAGAAGGACCUCCGACCCCCUGAUCUUUGGAUCCAUCAUGAAGAAAUGGAAAUGAAAAAUAUUGAGAAGCCAUCAGGCACUGAUUCUGCAGGAAGGGACUCCCCCAUCCAAAGUUGCCAAGACCUCACACCAGUCAGCCACAGCCAGUCAGAAACCCAACUGGGGAGCAAAAGCACCUCCCAUUCAGGGCAAGACACUGAAGAAGCCGGGAGCUCCAUGUCCACUCUAGAGAGAUCGUUGGCUGCACGCCGGGCCACGCGGGCCAAGCUCUUGAUUCCCAUGGAGGCCCCGCCCAGCAAUCCUGCUGUUGUGAGUGCUAUCCCUGUGCCAACCCUAGAAAGUGCCCAGUACCCUGGAAUCCUUCCGUCUCCCACCUGUGGAUACCCCCACCCGCAGUUCACUCUCCGGCCUGUACCAUUCCCAACACUGUCAGUGGACCGAGGUUUUGGAGCAGGAAGAAGUCAGUCAGUGAGUGAAGGACCAACCACCCAGCAGCCGCCCAUGUUGCCCCCAGCUCAGCCCGAGCAUCCCAGCAGUGAGGAGGCACCAAGCAGAACCAUCCCCACGGCCUGUGUCCGACCAACUCAUCCACUCCGCAGCUUUGCUAACCCUUUGCUACCUCCACCAAUGAGUGCAAUAGAACCGAAAGUCCCUUACACACCGCUUUUGUCUCAGUCAGGGCCUACUCUUCCUAAGACUCAUGUUAAAACAGCCUCUCUUGGGUUGGCUGGAAAAGCAAGAUCCCCAUUGCUUCCUGUGUCUGUGCCAACAGCCCCUGAAGUGUCUGAGGAGAGUCACAAACCAACAGAGGAUCCAGCCAGUGUGUAUGAACAGGAUGAUUUGAGUGAACAAAUGGCAAGUCUGGAAGGGCUAAUGAAGCAACUUAAUGCCAUCACAGGCUCGGCCUUUUGAUACCUACUGCCGAAUUGUGGAGGUGAAUUUUCUGGGAAUUUUGCAGCAUACCAAUUACCCAUAAACAGCACACCUGUGUCCAAGGACUCUAACUGGUAUACAGGACCACUCAGUCAAGGAAGGUCUGAAGCAGUUCAGAAGGAAUAAGCAUCCGUUCCUUUGUAGGCAUCAAGAAUUGUACAAUGAUGACUAUGAGGUCCCUAAACAAAAGCAAUGAUGCAUCUUUCUGCUAAGUCAAAGUUGAAGCUGC
Messenger RNA from Castor canadensis (American beaver), 2683 nucleotides. Lineage: Eukaryota; Metazoa; Chordata; Mammalia; Rodentia; Castoridae. The record is from RefSeq and is a predicted model, not a curated record.